Messenger RNA from Musca domestica (house fly), 1623 nucleotides. RefSeq lists its product as uncharacterized. The transcript has 4 exons. NCBI's taxonomy places the organism in Eukaryota, Metazoa, Arthropoda, Insecta, Diptera, Muscidae. Bases 487 to 1257 code for a protein of 256 amino acids. The record is from RefSeq and is a predicted model, not a curated record.
UCGACUCUGUACUUAAUUAAAAAAUAAAAUCAUAGGAGUUAGUCUAACAAAGGACGGGAUCCAAGAUAUUUUUCCAUUUUCCAAAGUGUGUAUCAAGUCUCUGAAAUUGGUUUAUAUCUAAUGAGCUGAUCUGUUCGUCCCAGCGAGGAUGGUGCCAACUUUUAUAAAAGUUACAAGUAUUGAAGUUAAACAAAGAAGUGAAUUGCGAAAGCGUCGAGUUUGACUAGAAAUUUGCACCAACGUGGAAGUUCAACGGGAGCACACAAGAUUAAUGAAUGUACAAUAAAUAAUUACUUAAAUAGGAGUUGUAAAGAGCCUGUGCUGCUGGUUUCAUUCCUUGUGGUUGUCGACUUUGUGUGUACGCCUCUUGCCUACACUGCCAUACCUUAAUAGUUAGAAUACGUUAAUAAAGAACGUAGGAAAAUCGAUAAAAAAAUAGUUUAUAAAUUGAAUUGCUACAAGAACGCUGAUAGUAAAUAGCUGAAUAUGUCAAGUAAUCACUACCAUAACCACAACUCAUACAACAUGGGAGGAUCCGGCAGCGGCUCUAAUCAGCACUACUCUAACGGUGACACUAAAAAUGAGUUCAAUAAUCAGCACAAUCAAGGGAUUGUCCGCUUGACAAAUGGUUACAAUUUAAAACCGCUGGCCAAUGUGGCUGUACCCGAUAUGUGCUUAUUUUGCUUCCAAGUACUGGAUUGUGAGUUAAAUAACAUUGAGGGACCAGGUACACCACCAUUUACCAAUGACGCUUAUCCUCUCUUUGUAACCUGGAAGACGGGCCGCGACAAGCGGUUACGUGGCUGUAUAGGAACAUUUAGCGCUAUGCAUCUUCACUCGGGAUUGCGUGAAUAUGCCUUAACAAGCGCGUUGAAAGAUUCUAGAUUUGCUCCGAUCUCAAGGGAAGAACUACCAAAACUGACAGUUUCAGUUUCAAUUUUGCAAAAUUUUGAAGAAGCAAACGGCCAUUUAGAUUGGUCAUUAGGUGUUCAUGGCAUACGAAUAGAGUUUAUAAAUGAACGCGGAUGCAAACGCACUGCAACAUACCUUCCGCAAGUAGCUACGGAACAAGGUUGGGAUCAAAUACAAACAAUAGACUCUCUCCUUAGGAAAGGAGGUUAUCGAGCUGCCAUUACACCAGAAACUCGUAAAUCAAUUAAGCUAACCCGCUACCGCUCUCAGGAAAUUCAAAUGAAUUAUAAAGAAUAUCGUGAAGUUGUCGAACGUCGGGGACAAUACUGCAAAGUGCAAUGCUAACAGCAACCGAAUUGCAAUUGGAAUAGAAUAAAUCGACGAAAAGAAAGGUCGUAUACAUUUAAUUUAAUUUCAAUAUAAAUCCUCUAGCCAAGUGGCACAGAACGAAUAUAAUAAUAGUUAAUAUAAGAAACCACAUUAAUUAAUAAUUGAACUCUUAACUUCUCUUUAAAUAGCAAAACAAAAUAUGCGUAUUCUGACGAAAAGAAACUUGUCAAUUGUCAAGAACAAUUGGAAUACUUUCCGUCAAUGGGUGUGUUAAUUCGUAUAGAAAGUAAUUGUUUCCUGAAUUUCCUAAUUUAUGCGUAUAUAAACUGUUGUCCCUAAAAUUCUAAUAUAAAUUCAUUUAAUAAAAAUAUAUUGAAAUAA